Molecule: messenger RNA, 1672 nt
Organism: Quercus lobata
Lineage: Eukaryota; Viridiplantae; Streptophyta; Magnoliopsida; Fagales; Fagaceae
Gene: ASHR2
Product: ASH1-related protein 2
Exons: 2
Coding region: 263-1480 (405 amino acids)
Molecular function (GO): protein binding
Source: RefSeq, a predicted model, not a curated record
AGUAUCAAAAACCCUAACCUCUAGCACGAACGAUUUAGUGAAUCACUAAGCUCCUUAAGCCUUCACUAUCCCCUAACAGAGACAUCGGUGAAUGACGGUGAGGAACGGCAGCGACGCCCGGAGGUGAUUCCCGACGGUGAUGCCGAUUUUGGUAAUCAACUAUUUUUUUUCUGCAUCUCCUAUAACAUCAUUCUUACAAUAGCAAAUGAUCACGAGGAGUUGUGGAUACAAAACAGAGUUUUGGCAGGCUUGAGAGAGAGAGAUGUCGAGUGGGUUUCUGAGGAGGACGGAGAUAGAGGGGAGAGGGAGAGGUCUGGUGACGUCUCAGCCACUGAAGGCUGGCGAAAUUGUUCUCAGGGACUCUCCCAUCCUCCUCUACUCUGCUCUUCCUUUGAUCAAUCAAUCCUCCGUCUAUUGUUCCAACUGUUUUAGAACCUUAUCCUCUUCUUCUUCUUCUUCUUCUUCUUCGUCUUGUUCCCAUCACCAUGUAUUCUGCAGCCAAAACUGUCUCUCUGCUGCACUCGCAUCAUCCCACUCUCCUUGGCUAUGCCAAGCCCUUUCUCGCCUCCGAGAUUGCGCCCCUCUUUUACUUGAACAACCUGUGGAACAACAAGUCCAGGCCCGUUUCCUCGUGGCCGCGUACCAUCUUGCCCUUUACUCCCCUUCCCAAUUUCAGAUUCUGCUCUCUCUCGAAGGCGCCCCUGACGCCACUGAUACUGCCACUGCCCAGUUAUUGCAUUCCCUAAUCUCCUCCCUCUGCCCUCCUCCUUCUACUCUUCCAGUUCCGUUCUCGUUAGAGCUCACUGCUGCUCUGCUUGCCAAGGACAAGCUCAAUGCCUUUGGCCUUAUGGAGCCUUGUUCCUCCCAUAAUUCUGGCCAGCGUUCUGUUCGAGCUUAUGGUAUCUACCCGAAUGCCUCUUUCUUCAACCAUGACUGCCUUCCUAAUGCUUGCCGUUUUGAUUACGUUGACACUGCUCCUGACCACAACACUGACAUUGUUGUUCGUAUGAUUCAUGAUGUUCCGCAAGGCAGGGAGAUAUGCUUAAGCUAUUUCCCUGUGAAUGAGAAUUAUGCCAGCAGGCAGAGAAGGUUGAUGGAGGACUAUGGCUUCACCUGUCAUUGCGACCGCUGCAAUGUUGAAGCCAAUUGGUCUGAUCAUGAAAAUGAUAAUGAUGAUGAUGAAGAUCUUGUCCAGGAAGAGGAGGAGGAGGAGGAGGAGGAGGAGGAAAUGAUGGAUGAGGACAACCAUGAUCAAAUGGAAUCCUCUAAAGGACAAGGGGAUACCGAUUUCCCUCAUGCCUAUUUCUUUAUUAGAUAUAUGUGUGAUAGAGAGAAUUGCUGGGGCACACUAGCUCCUUUGCCCCCCAAGGAUGAUGGUACUGCCUCUAACAUUAUGGAAUGUAAUGUAUGUGGCAACCUCAAGGAUGACCAAAUGACUGAUGCUAGUGGAGUAGAAGACGAGCAUUCCAUGGAUGAUUGAGCUAUGUUACCUGUCUUUGUUAGCAUUACUGUCUUCUAAUAUCUGAACCUUUUCGUAUCACAUCUUUUUUCUUUCAAUUUUUCUUGCUUUUCCCUCACUUUGAAAUCACUUUUUCUUUCAAUUACUAUGAUGUUAUUCCAGUUUUUCAUGACUUGUAAAAUGAAUUGCGGCUCUAAGUGGUUCUUGCUAAUA